AUGGCGGCCCAAGGAAAUGGACUUAUUUGUCCAAUAUGCGGACAUACAUCCAACUCGCCAGGAAAUGCGAGUGACCACCUGAGAUACAUUCACGUUGGUCUACGUUGCUUUUUCCCUGGAUGCAAUGUUCGUAGAACUUCAGAAGCCGAUCUCCGUCAACACAUAGCCGACCAGCACGGCUCGGUUGCUGCUGGAGCGAAUGGUUACUUCAGAUGUCCAUGGCCUGCUUGUGCAGGAGACUUUGCCCAUCGCAACAGCGUUAAACGCUGCUUGUUCUUUCACACGCAUGACCAAGCUAAUAACCAGCCCCAAGCACCUCAGGCGGUUACUGUCUUGAAUAACCAGGUUGCUCAACAAAUCAUCGCGCAGUUGACUCAGGUCACUGCACAGUUGACUCAAAACAGUACUCAAUUGAAUGCCAUUGCCGCACGACUGGAUGUCCUAGAGACCAAUGUGGCUUCCAUGCGUGAGGAGGUACGAGACGUUGCCGCAAAUAACGCGGCCGUCAAUGCCUCUAAGCGAGAGCGGGAGGACGAAGGCGACGAGGAGGAGGCGGAGGAGGGUGGCCGCGCCAGCAAGCGCUCAAGGAACUGAAUGAGAUGGAUAGUUCGUUAGGUAGCUACAUGGCUUGUACGAUAGGAAUUCUGAGAAUGCAUAUUCUCUAGGCAUCGC
This is a messenger RNA of Daldinia vernicosa, 672 nucleotides long. RefSeq lists its product as uncharacterized. The record is from RefSeq and is a predicted model, not a curated record. The transcript has 2 exons. Bases 1 to 594 code for a protein of 197 amino acids. NCBI's taxonomy places the organism in Eukaryota, Fungi, Ascomycota, Sordariomycetes, Xylariales, Hypoxylaceae.